Loxodonta africana (African savanna elephant) is the source of this 10843-nucleotide messenger RNA. RefSeq names its product mitochondrial ribosome recycling factor (gene MRRF). The transcript has 7 exons. Lineage: Eukaryota; Metazoa; Chordata; Mammalia; Proboscidea; Elephantidae. The record is from RefSeq and is a predicted model, not a curated record. Gene Ontology annotation, biological process: translation. Bases 264 to 1052 code for a protein of 262 amino acids. Gene Ontology annotation, molecular function: ribosomal large subunit binding. Gene Ontology annotation, cellular component: mitochondrion.
AUGACGCCCGCGCCCCCGCCGUCUUUGCCGUCGCACGAGUGUUUUCCUAGUAGCCUGGUGAAUAGUGGGUGAGUGGCCUCGAGGCGCGGACGGGGUCCGGGUGCCAGAGACCCCUACUCCAGGACUUCUGGGGCACUCCAGAGUGCCUGACCAUCGUCCCCCCCAUGUGUUCCAAUCGAAUCCGGCUUGAGCUUUAAAGCUGGGGCGGGGCAUGUCACUUCAGAAAGAGUCUCACGAGAUGCUCACAAGGAUUGUCUUCAGUUAUGGCCUUAGGAUUAAGGUGCUCCCGCUUGGUUUAUCCUGCCUUUUGCAACUCCCUUGCAGCCCUGACCAGACCUGUUUCAGAAGUUACACUGAAGGCAGUGAGUGGAAGACAAAAUGACCAUAGACAAUACAUGGCCUAUCCAGCUUUACCAGUCCGCCAUUUUGCUACCAAGAAAGCCAAAGCCAAAGGGAAAGGACAUUUGCAAACCAGAGUGAAUAUUAACACUACCUUAGUUGAAGAUAUAAUCAACUUAGAAGAAGUGGAUGAAGAAAUGAAGUCUGUGAUGGAAGCACUUGAAGAUAAUUUCAAUAAGACUCUCAACAUAAGGACCUCACCAGGAUCCCUUGAUAAUAUUACUGUGGUAACUUCUGAUGGGAAGCUUGCUUUAAACCAGAUUGGCCAGAUCUCCAUGAGGUCACCCCAGCUGAUUUUGGUGAACAUGACCAGCUUCCCAGAGUGUACAGCUGCAGCUAUCAAGGCUAUAAGAGAAAGUGGAAUGAAUCUGAACCCAGAAGUGGAAGGGACGCUAAUUCGGGUGCCCAUUCCCAAAGUAACCAGGGAGCACAGGGAAAUGCUGGUGAAACUGGCCAAACAGAACACCAACAAGGCCAAAGACUCCUUGAGGAAGAUUCGUACCAAUGCAAUGAAUAAACUGAAGAAAUCAAAGGGCAAGACCUCAGAGGACACCUUAAGGCUCAUAGAGAAACAGAUCAGCCAAAUGGCCGAUGACACAGUUGCAGAGCUGGACAGGCAUCUGGCAGUGAAGACCAAAGAACUCCUUGGAUGAAAGUCCACAGGGGCCAGCAACACUCGAAAGCCCAGUUUCUGGUGGAUCCCAUGGGUAGCAAAUUGGGACCUCUCUACCCAUCUAUACUGAAGCUGGCACCCACUCAGUUGUUGGUCCUUGUGAAGCCCAGCCUUCCAGUGGGACACCCAGACUUGCUCACUCUCCUCCUCCUAACCCCUGUCCAUCCAUUCUGCUCUGGGCCUGCUGUCAUGGGUGACCCUCAGAGAAUACUUGCUGCUGGCAGAGGCUGUUUACUUGGGGCAUUUGCCUAGUCACCAAGGGACUAGGACUGUUGACAGGAUUCACACCUCCUGCUCCUUGUCUCAGAAGCCUCCUUUUCAAACAGGCAGUCAGGUCCUGUCUCCAAGUAGAACUCUGCUUGUGCUAAUGUGGGCCUUGAUCUGUGACUGGGCACCUUUGCUAGAAGCCCAGUUUCACUGAACAAUAAACUCUGAAAUUGAAAAGAAUAAAAGCCACAAAGGAAAGGAUAGAGUUGGGGUGGAUUGAUUAUCUCUAAGGAUUUGUAUAUAAAGCAGCCAUGACAGUACUUUUCUUUGUCUCUUGGUCAUCUUCACACUUGCUGUUUUCUUUGCCUGGAACAUCCUUCCAUUCCUUGUCACCUGGCCAGUCCUGUUUAUCCUUUAGUUCUCAGCCUGGAUAUCACUACCCCCUAGGAAGUCUUCCUUCUCCUGCUAACGGGGAGCCCUGUUUUCGGCUCUCAUAGUACCAUCUACUGCUUUUAUCUGAACACUAAUGGUCCUUUUUGCCCAUUUGUCUGUGUAUCCUGAGAACUUGGCAUAGUGCCUGGAACAUAGGCGCUCAGAUAUUUUUGUUGUGAUUGAAUAGCACGUAGUAGGUACUUAACAAAUGCUGGCCUCUUUUCCUUUCUGUCAUUUUCCACUCUUGCCCUUGUCCUCAAUAUUUACUUAGAGUGAAAUGCUUUCUCCUCAGGGCCUGCCUGUUGUUGACAGACAGGUCGCUUGCUGUGGCUUAUCUUUAGGUACUGGGUUAAGUAGUUUUUUUUUUUCCCCUCCCAAUAUCUUCUCAUUCAUUUAUUCAUAAUAUAGCCACCAUUAGCCAGAGAUAAUUCUAGGCAUUAUUUUUAAUCUUUACCGUAAACUCAAAAGACAUGUAUUAUCUCCAUUUUACAAAUAAGAAAACUGAAAUUUGUCAGUAUUAGGUAACUUGCCCAAAGUAUCAAAACCUAGUAAGUGGUAGAAGGUUUCAUUAUCUGUAGUCCAUUAAAUAACUGUACAAAGUAAGAAUUGUCAGGCUAAUUUUACAGAGAAGGAAGAGCUCAGAGAGGUGAAGUUUCUUGUCCAAGAUGACACAGCUAACAAGCGGCAGAGCUGGGAUUCAAAUUAAGGCCUGUUUCUAAAGUGUGUCUUCUACCACUGCAUCCUACCGCCUUCCUAAAUGUUUAGUGAGCACCAGCCGUAUCACGUACUGUGCUACAUGUUGGAAGUACAAAAACAGGCAAGAUAUGAUCCCUGGCUUGGGUGCACUGGACUGAGUUGCCCUUAUAAUGCCUUGGGUAGAAAGACAGGAAGUGCAGUCUGGUUCUGCCAGGUGUCUGCAUUCAGAAUGGAACCCACUUUGGCAACAGCAGGACCUGGCUGAGUUCCUUUUGAAGUAGAAUCCAGCUCUUCUUUGCUGUUUUACUCCUCCCAGACUGUCCCACGCUAGAGGUAGUAAGGGCUGCACUUCUUUCACUGCUCAUACUGGUGGAGCAAGGUACCAAACAGCCAGUGGGGAUUCAAGAUCAAAAUAAUCUCCUGCCCCAGUUACCUGUCCUCAGUCAAACCCCACUCACCAGCCCCGAGUGGCCAUCACACACCCAAAAGUCAUAGCUGUGGGAAGGAUAGGGAUAGAGAUAGCAACCAUGGAGCCGUUUUUGGGUAAAGCCACAUGGCAGGGACUUUGCAACAGUUUUUGUGAGUGGUCGAAAUCCCCCACUCACUGCAAAUGUUCUCAAAGAUGCAGGAUUUUUUAAUAAACAGAGGAAAUGAUAAAUUAUGUUGUAACUCCACUCCAAAGGCAUUUGGUUCUUAACAGCCAAAUCCUCUGUAGUCUUUAAAUAAACAAAAACUUAUUUAGUGAACAGGCGGGGGGAAAAUGAAAGAUUUUCUGUACUUGGGUUCCACAUGUCAACAAUUUCUCUCCUGUGUGUAUGUUGGCCAAAGCCGAAUAUCAUGAUAAAUGAAUAAAGGAAAACCUGGAGCCCAGGGCAGUCAGACAGCUCAGCAAAUGGCUUUCAGCUGAUUGCUGUAUUUCAGCUGACAUUUAUCAAAGAGUUUCUCUGUUCCUCUGUUUCAGGCUGCAGUGGUGGCACAGACCAGAAUAAGACUACCUGUUUGGAUGUGCUGAGUAAUGAGUAAUGCUGGAGCAAUUCAUUCUCCUCCUCUGCAUCCCUCAAUCUCUCUCUCUGUCUUUCAAAAAAGAAAAGCUGGGUAUGGAAAUUCUCACACUUGCCAGAAGAAUUAGCCACCUCCUCUAUUCAGUUCAACAGCUUUCAAAGUCCCAUGAAAAAUUCAGUCCAAAGAAGAUUCAGGAACUUUUUUUUUCUUGUGUGUACGUGUGUGUUGGAAAUGAUAAAAGAAACUGAGAUGUAAAAAGCUAAAAAAAACUUCUCAUAAGUGCCCAGUCUUACUCUUCUUUUACAACUAGGUGUGUGUCCUUCCAGACCUUUGUCUAUAUGUGUGUAAUUAAAGGAAAGGGGACUAUUCUGUUCAUAUUCUAAAGCUUGCUUUUUUUAAUCCAACAACACAUCAUGGCCACCUAUCCAUGUGUGUGCAUGUAGAUACAAUUCAAUUUCAUUAAAUAUAGUAUUUAUUCCAUAAUAUGAAUCUAUCAUAACUAUUACCCCUGUGGUAUUUUCUUAAAAAAAAAAAAAAAAUGCAUUGGAUGUUGUUUUUGUUUGAAGAUAGAUUUCUUUGUUGUUGUUGGAAAAAGAACCCCUAUUCUAAGUAUAUUUGGUAAAUCCUGCUCCUCCCUCAGACCCAGAUGAAUAUUUAUUGAAUGCCUCAUGUGGACCACGUACAAUGCUAGGCCUUUUACAUAUGUUAGGAGUCCCCCAAGUGGCACAAACGGUUAAUAUGCUCAGCGCUAACCAAAAGGUUAGAGGUUCAAACCCACCCAGAAGCAUCUUGAAAGAAAAGUCUGGUGAUUUGCUUUUGAAAACGUAGCCAUUGAAAUCAUAUGGAGAAGAUAAACCAGAUAAUUGGGAGCUCCUAAAAACUAAACACACUCCUCAAAAACCUUCACCAAAAGAGUAAAAAGAGAACCUACAGGCUGGGAAAAAAUUUUUUGGCUACAACAUAUCCGACAAGGUCUAAUCUCUAAAAUCUAUAGGAUACUUCAAGACCUCAAUAACAAAAAGACAAAUGAUCCAAUUUAAAAUUGGUCAAAGAAUAUGAAAAAACACUUCACCAGAGAAGACAUCUAGGCAGCUAACAGACACAUGAGGAAAUGCUCACAAUCAGCCGUUAGAGAAGUGCAAAUCAAAACUAUAAUGAGAUACCAUCUAACCCGUAUAUUACUGGCACUAAUUAAAAAAAAAAAAAUGUUGGAGAGGUUGCCCGGAGACUGGCAUUCUUAAGCACUACUGGCGGGAAUGCAAAAUGGUACAACCACUAUGGAAAACGAUAUGGCACCUCCUUAAAAAGCUAGAAAUAGAAAUACCAUACUAUCCAGCAACCCUCCUAGGAAUAAGAGAAAUAAGAGCCAUCACAUGAAUAAAUGUUCAUAUCCAUAUUCAUUGCAGUGUUAUUCACAAUAGCAAAAAGAUGGAAACAAGUAUUCAUCAAGAAUGGAUAAAUUAUGGCACAUACAAUGGAAUACUAUGCAACAAUAAAGACCAGUGAUGAAUAUGUGAAACAUCUCCCAACAUGGAUGAAUCUGGAGGGCGUUACGCUGAGUGAAAUAAGUCAAUCUCAAAAGGAAAAUACUGUAUGAGACAAUGAUUUUAAAAACCCAAGAAAAGGCUUACACACAAAAAAAAUCUUUGAAGGUUAGCGAGAGGAGAGGGGAGACCUGGGGGAGGGGAAAUCACUAGAUAGUAGACAAGUGUUAACUUUGGUGAAGGGAAAGACAGAGUAGGGGAAGUCAGCAUAACUUGACCAAGGCAAAGUCAUGGAAGCUUCCUAGACGCAUGCAAAUACCUCGAGGGAUCGAGUUACUGGGGCUGAGGGCUGGUGACCAUGAUCUUGGGGGACAUCUGGGUCAACUGGCAUAACAAUAGUUAUUAAGAAAAUGUUCUUCAUCCUACUUUGGUGAGUAGUGUCUGGGGUCUUAAAAGUUUGUGAGCAGCCAUCUAAGAUACAUCUAUUGAUCCCAUCACAUUUGGAGCAAAGGAAAAUGAAGAAAACCAAAGACACAAGGAAAGUAUUAGUCCAAAGGACUAAUAGACCACAUGAACCACACCCCCCACCAGCCUGAGCCCAGAACUAAAUGGUACCUGGCUACCACCACCAACUGCUCUGACAGGGAUCACAAUAGUGUGUCCUAGACAGAGCAGGAGAAAAAUGUAGAACAAAAUUCAAUCUCACACACAAAAAGACCAGACUUACUAGUCUGACACUGGAGGAACCCGCAAGACUGUGGCCUCUGGAUAAUCAGAACUGAGGCCACUCCCGAAGUCCACCUUUCAGCCAAAGAUUAAACCCAGUGCCAUUGAGUCGAUUCCGACUCAUAACAACCCUAUAGCCAAAGAUGAGACAGGCCUAUAAAACAAUAACACACUUGAGGAGCAUGUUUCUUAGCUCAAUCAAGUAUAUGAGACCAAAUGGGCAACACCUGCCCAAAAGCAGAGAUGAGAAGGCAGGAAGGGACCGGAAAAAAACCGGAUGAAUGGACAUGGAGAACCUGGGGUGGUAGGGAAAAGGGGAGAGUGCUGAUACAUCACAGGAAUUGCAACCAAUGUUAUAAAACAAUUUCUGUGUAAAUUUUUGAAUGAGUAACUUGUGCUAUAAACUUACGCCUAAAGUGCAAUAAAAUUAAAAACAAAAAAAAUCACAUGGAGCACAUUUCUCUGAGGCAUGGGGUCACCACGUAUCACAAUCAGCUCUAACUGGUAACUGGUUACAUACGUUACUGUGUUUAAACUUCCCCACAGUUUUAUUUGGUAUAAACAAAACCCAUUGCUGUUGAGUCAGUUCCGAAUCAGUGACCAUAUAGAACAGAGUAGAACUGCCCCAUAGGGUUUCCAAGGAGCGGCUGGUAGAUUGGAACCUCCUAACUUUUGGUUAGCAGCCGAUCUCUUAACCACUGCACCACCAGGGCUCCUUAGUUGGUGUAGGUAUUACUAUUAUCUGUGUUUAUAUAUGAGAAAAAAGGUUCAAGAAGGGUAUUUAACUUGCCAGAGUGAAAUCUCAAACCCAGGUGUAUCUAAAGUGGGCUGUGCUUCGAUUCAGUCUCAUUGAGCACUUACUCAAAAUAAACCAGGUAUUGUCCUGGACCCCGAAGGUAAUACAAGAGAAGCAGAAAUCUUAUGUUCAUAAAACAAUCAGGAAGCUAUGUUAAUAAAGGAAGGCUUGCAAAACAUGCUGCCCACUCACUGAAGAAAUGGCAGCUCUUACAGAGACAGCAAAGUUACAUAUUUAUACCUCACCUGUCUGACAGACUUUCCUCUCCAGAAUGUGACAGAGAUCCAGGAAGUAAGCACCAAUUACCAAGCUGUGAACAAUAAUAACAGCAAUAACAAUAAUAGUAUUGACAGCAUCAGUAACUAGUAUUUGCUUGGUGGCUUUUAGUUUUCAAAGAGCUUCUCCAUCCAUUGUCUCAUUGAAACCACUGAGUGAAGUUUUACAGUUACAAAGUCCAUGCAAAAAGCCUCACUAUGAUGAUCAUAAAAGCUCUUCAUGUCUUCAAAAGCCAUUGAUUCUUUUUGCCCUUACAUAUGGUCACUUUUCAUGAUGUGCAGUUGAAGAUAUAUUCUCUAUUUUGGGGGUACAAAUUUUGAUAUGCAUAAGAAAAUGUAUCUUACAGAUUAUGUUGUUUAGGUUUUCUAUAUCUUUCAUAAUUUUUUGACCCUUUGAUGAAUCUUGGACAGAAAAUAGUAUGUUUCCGUCUCCUUCUUGUGUCUCUUGUGAUUUCUGCUUUAGAGAGGGGCUGCUGUGUGGUCUGAUGCAUAGAUAUCCAAACUCGUAUCUUCAUCUUAUUCCGUGCUUUGAGUCUGAAUUCUGUCUUGUCAUAUAUCAAGAUCACAGUCUUUUUGUUUGCAUUUUCUUUGUUUAUCUUUCCCCAUUCCUGUAUUUUUAGCCAUUCAGGAUCACUAUGUUUUAGGCACAUUUUUUAGAGUUGUUUUAUUCUAUAAAGCAUUCUGAAACUCCUUUUAAUAAAAAAAUAGGUGACUUAAACUCAUUUGCUUUUAUCGAUACCACUGAUGUGUUUAGUAGAACUUAUUUAUUCAUUCUUUACCUGAAAUAUUAAUACUAAGUGUGAUUUGGUGUCUAAACCUUCAGCAGACUAGGAACUAGAGAUUAGAUUGAUGAGAAGGGUUGCUUCUGCACAGAGGACGUUCAGUGUUUGUUAAAUGAAUAAGUGAAAUACACCUUUAUCAUGUCACUCUUCUCCAAAACCUUCAAUGGCUCCACAUUGCCUUCUGAAUUAUGUACAAACUCUUCACUCCGACAUUCAGUAACUUGGGCAGCCUGAGCCCGGUGUAUCUCUUGAGCUUUAUCCACUCAUCUCUCAUAACUGCCCUGAUACAAAAAGUGCUUCAGUUAAAUGGAAUUUGUUAGCUUUUCUGAAAUUUUGUGCUGCUUUCUUCCACUUCUGUCCAUUUUCUUAGACUGUUUUCUGUGCCUGGUAUUGUGCUCCCUUAAAUCCCUACCCUACCCAACGGGAAAAAUUUACCUAGCCUUCAAAACUCCUUAAUUCCACCUCCUUCUUUGCGGGAACUCAUUCAUGUAUGUAUCUGAUGUUUCUUCUGAUAUCUAGAUCUGCAUAUGCCUAUUAGGAGUACUGGUAGUGCAACAGUUAAGCACUCAGCUGCUAACCUAAAGGUUGGCUGUUCGAACCCACCCGGCAGCUGUGUGGGAGAAAGACCUGGUGAUCUGCUCCCGUAAAGAUUACAGCCCAGAAAACCCUACGGGGCAGUUCUAUUCAGUUACAUGGGGUUGCUGUGAGUCAAAAAUCGACUCGACAGCACCCAACAACAAGAAGUACCUAUUGGGCAGCUUCACUUGGCUGUGCCACAAGCACCUCAAGCUCAGCCAGCACCACCUGGAGAGCACAUUUCACCCCAGACUUGCUUGCCCUCCUGCAUUUCCUCUCUCAGGCAAUGGCAUUCCCGUCCACCAGGAUGCCAAACCAGGACAUUGGGAGCCACAUUUGCCUUCCUCUCUCUCACCCCCUUGUCCAAUAAGUCACCAAGUCCUGUCAGUUCUACGUUCAAAGUGCCUCUCCUUUCUGGGUACACCCUUGAGUGGUUUUUACCAGGGAAUACACAUGGCAGAUGUUCCAGGCCGGCCUCACCCAAGUCUCUGAGCACUGGGCCUCACUUCAGCGGGUGAGUUGAGCUGCUGUUCCCAUGGGGUAGAACACGACUCAUACACUAGAUUAAUGUGGGUAAGUUGCUUGAAAGAAAGUUCCCUGCUCUUUUAAUCUUUGUAUCCCCUGACUAGUAUAGUGCUUGGUGCAAAGCAGGUGUUGAGGUAAUGUUUGCCCAAUUGUAAGGGUCCUGCUGGGCUGUGAAUACAAAUGAAAUCACAUUUACAUCAGUAACCCAAAGUUUCCCUAAUUACUCUGACCUGCUUGCUCAGGACCUUCCACCUCAUCUACUAAAUCUACCUCGAGGAUUCCUGGACAUCUCCUAAGGGCUGCUUCACAUGGUGUCCACAUCCACUGGCAUCGCCAUACUCCUUCUCCAGCCCAGGCUCCACCUCGCUGGCAUCUGUGGCUAUGAAUUCCACUUGAGGGAGUUUUUCUUUGCUUCUACUGGGAAUGCCAGCAUUUAAGAGUAUUAGGACCUGAGCGUGCUGAGUGGGUUCCCUGAAGAGGCAAGGAAAGGUCUCUUCCUAAUUCCAUGCCACCUUUGGCCUCCUGAGCUCCAAAGCAGCCUUGCUGGGUCCCCGAGACCCUGAAGUCCUCCCAGCAUAGCAACUCCUCCAUAAUCUGACUACUGCCCCUGACGCUGGGGUUCCAUCUGGCCCCUGGGGCAGGCAUCCCUUCUACUCUGCUCCUUCGCAGGCUCCUGCCUCAACCACAAUAUUUUCUUCUUCUAAAAUGGUCCUACAAAUCCCCUGUUUGAUGAUGAUAAUAAUACCAAAACCAAACCUAUUGUCAUCGAGUCAAUUCCGACUCAUAGUGACCCUAUAGGAUAGAGUAGAAUUGCCCCAUAGGGUUUCCAAGGAACAGCUGGUGGAUUUGAACUGCUGACCUUUUGGUGAGCAGCCAAACUCUUAAAUACUGCACCACUAGGGCUCCGAUGAUAAUAAAAACCAAACCCUUUGCUUUUGAGUUGAUUCCGACUCACAGUGACUAACAAUUACUGGACUUUUAGUACGUGAUACCCCUUGCUGUUGAGUCAAUUCUAACUCAUAGUGACCCUGUAGGACAGAGUUGAACUGCCCCAUAGACUUUUCAAGACUAUAGUCUUUAUGGAAGAAGAUUGCCAGGUCUUUUUCCUGUGGAGCCACUGGGUGGGUUUGAACUGCCAACCUUUCGUUCGGUUAGCAGCUGAAUGCUUAACAACUGCAUCACCAGGGCUCCUUUUGUUACCCAGGCAUGGAAAGUGAGAACUGUACCACUGAACCACCACUGCCCCCUAGGCAGCUCCAAGCCAAAACAAAACUAGUUGCCAUGGAGUCCGUUGGAUUCAUGGCAACCCCAUGUGUUGUAGAGUAGAGCUGUGAUUCAUAGAGUUUUCAAGGCUGUGACCGUUUGGAAUCAGAUCGCCAGGGCUUUUUUCCAAGGUGCCUCUGGCUGGAUUUGAACUGGCAACCUUUUGAUUAGUAGUUGAGUACUUAACUGUGCCAUCCAGGGAUUCCUAGGCAACUCUUGUUGUUUGCCAUUGAGUCGAUUUUUGACUCAUAGUGACCUCAUGUGACAGAGCAGAACUGCCCCAUAGGGUUUUCUAGGCUGUAAUCUUUAUGGGAGCAGAUCACCAGGUGUUUCUCCUGCUGACCCACUGAGUGGGUUGGAACUGCCAACCUUUAGCUUAGCAGCCAAGCACUUAACCAUUGUGCCACCAGCUCUCCUUAGCCAACUCUGGAAGGUAGUUAUUAUUUUACUUACUUUACAGAUGAAGAAACUGAAACACAGAGAGGGGUUAAGUUACUUGUACAAAGACACAAAGGACCAGAGAAAGAAUUCAAACCCCAUGGCUCUGGUUUCUUACCCUUAGCCUAGGCAGCCCUAAUAAAUUAUUAAACUAAGAGGCCAGUGAGACUGGGAAGGGCCCUGUGAAGUGCUGAAGUUGCUAGCAAGAGGUUCUUGGUCCUGUCCCAGUUUUGCCCUUUCUACCCUCAAUUCAGGUAAAUGUCACUACAUUUCCCCAUGGAUACCACGAGGGGCUGGACAAGAUCAGUGAUUUCCAACUGGUCCAGACUACUCGUGCUAGUCCCUGACAAAAUUUUCACCCAUUUGGGACAAAAUAAGUAAAAUAAGGGCAAUGUAGCAAAUGUUUUCAUUAAAUUUAUUUAACUUAAAGGACUGCCUUAUAUUUUUAGAUCUCCCUCUUCCUACUUUUGCUUUGAUGUUAAAUUUUUUUCUAUUAGAAAAUGAUAAGAAGUUGGUGACUUAAAAAAAAUUCUCACUUAGGAAAAUAAAAAAGUUGCGAUCACCUUUUG